AUGAAGACUGUAUCUGUAACUCGUGAGACGUACAAGGCAAUGCUGGUGGACAAAGUCAUACCUGCAAUCCGUGCCAAGUGGCCUCGCGGCGAGACCAAGGCAGUCAAGAUCCAACAAGACAAUGCCCGGCCCCACGUUCCUCCAAGUGAUGUUGAUGUCGUUGCUGCAUGCAAGGCGGAUGGCUGGGACAUGGAAGUGGUAUUUCAACCGCCUAAUUCACCAGACCUCAAUGUCCUGGACCUCGGAUUUUUCCGCGCCAUUCAGGCCCUCCAGGCCGAAAAGCACUCGAGUAGUCUUGAGGAGAUUGUGGCUGCCACCGAUGCUGCGUGGGAUGUGGUCAGUACCAAGACACUCAACAAGAACUGUCUCACCCUGCAGAGAUGCCUCCAAGAGGUCUUGUAG
Messenger RNA from Aphanomyces astaci, 402 nucleotides. RefSeq lists its product as hypothetical. The record is from RefSeq and is a predicted model, not a curated record. The transcript has 2 exons. Lineage: Eukaryota; Oomycota; Saprolegniomycetes; Saprolegniales; Verrucalvaceae. Gene Ontology annotation, molecular function: nucleic acid binding. Bases 1 to 402 code for a protein of 133 amino acids.